AUGAAGGCUGCCUAUUUUCUAGUUUUCUUUUUUCUCUACUCCUCCUUCUCAUCUUUCUCUUCUGCUCUAACUGAUGCUGAAGCGUCCUUCAUUGCCCGUCGCCAGCUCCUACAUUUUCACGCAGGCCAUGACCUGCGCGGCGACCAUGAAUAUGAAGUUGAGUUGAACUUGAAGUUUCCACAUCCCAGGCUUAGACGUGCAUACGUUGCACUUCAAGCUUGGAAAAAGGCCAUAUACUCAGACCCUCUUAAAACUAUUGAGAACUAGGUCGGUGCAAAUGUUUGUGCUUACACUGGAGUAUUUUGUGCCCCGGCUCUGGAUGACCCACAGUUAGAGGUUGUGGCUGGCAUUGACAUCAACCAUGCAGACAUUGCAGGGUACCUUCCUGUUGAAUUAGGCAUGUUGAGUGACAUUGCCGUGUUCCACAUCAACACGAACAGGUUAUGUGGUAUCAUCCCUAAGAGCUUUGCUAGGCUAACUCUUCUCCAUGAGCUCGACGUUAGCAACAAGCGCUUUGUGGGAUCGUUCCCGGAGGUGGUCCUGCAAAUUCCAAACCUCAAGUACCUUGACCUCAGGUUCAAUGACUUUGAGGGGAAAUUGCCUCCUGAGCUCUUCAACAAGGAAUUGGAUGCCCUGUUCUUGAACAACAACAGGUUCACAUCCACCAUCCCUGACACUCUUGGCAACUCCCCCAUCUCUGUUCUUGUGGUAGCAAACAAUCAUCUCGAGGGCUGCAUCCCUAAUAGCAUUGGAAAAAUGGUAAACAAUUUGAAUGAGGCCAUCUUCUCCCAUAACAAGUUUGCUGGGUGUUUGCCUCCUGAAAUUGGGUACCUCUCAAACGUGACUGUGUUUGAUGUUAGUUCAAACACAUUGAGUGGGCUCCUGUCCAAGACUUUCAAAGGCCUUGAGCAGGUGGAGGAGUUGAACAUUGCACACAACAUGCUAACUGGGUUUGUUCCCAAGAGUCUCUGCAAAUUGCCUAGCUUGGGAAAUUUUACGUUUUCCUACAACUACUUCAACGGCGAGGAUCAAGAAUGUGUGCCAUCUUCUUGGAAGGACACACUGUUUGAUGACACAAGCAACUGCUUACCAGAUAGGCCUAAGCAGAAGUCAGCAAAACAAUGUCAAGUUGUGGUGAACAAGCCAGUGGAUUGUGGCAGGGCAAAGUGCGGAGGUCGACCAGCACCUUCAAAACCUUCUUCUCAUGCACCCAAGGAGGAGCCACCCAAACAACAACCUCCUAAAGAGGAACCACCCAAAGAACAAUCGCCCCAAGAAGAAACUCCCACACUAGAGCCACAACCACCUAAACCAGAGCUAUCUCCGGAGCCAGUUCCAGAGACUCCAGAACCAGUUGCCAGCCCCCCUCAAAUAGUGGUAGCACCAUCACCACCCCCACUCACACCCACAAGGCAAAGUCCCAUUGUUCCGGUUCGCCCUCACUCACCACCAAUUCACUCUCCACCACCACCAGUCAACUCACCCCCACCACCUGUCCACUCUCCUCCACCACCCAUAGCAACACCGCCAUCGCCCGCACCCACGCGACAAAGUCCCAUUGUUCCAAUUCGCCCUGACUUACCACCACCCCCAGUCAACUCACCCCCACCACCUGUCCAUUCUCCUCCACCACCCAUAGCAACAUCACCAUCACCUUCACCCACACGACAAAGUCCCAUUGUUCCAAUUCGCCCUGACUCACCACCACCACUUGUCCACUCUCCUCCACCACUUGUAAUAACACCACCAUUGCCAGAACCCACAGGGCAGAGUCUCAUUGUUCCAAUUCGACCUGACUCACCGCCACCCCCAAUCAACUCCCUUCCACCACCUGUCCACUCUCCCCCACCACCUGUAGCAACAUCACCAUCGCCAGCACCCACAGGGCAAAGUCCCAUUGUUCCAAUUCGCCCUCACUCACCACCUGUGAACUCAUCCCCACCACCAAUCCACUCUCUUCCACCGUCGGCUUCACCCACGGGGCAAAGUCCUAUUGUUCUAGUUCACUCUCCUCCACCCCCAGUCCACUCACCACCACCACCAUCAAUUCACUCUCCUCCACCACUAAUCAACUCUCCACCACCACCACCAGUCCACUCUCAUCCACCCCCAGUCAACUCACCCCCACCGCCAGUUCACUCACCUCCUCCCCUAGUGUAUUCACCUCCACCACCAGUUCACUCUCCACCACCACCAGUCCACUCUCCUCCACCCCCAGUCAACUCGCCCCCACCACCAGUACAAUCUCCUCCACCUCCAGUUCACUCUCCACCACCCCCAGUCAACUCUCCACCACCACCACCCACCCAGUCUCCACCGCCUCCAGAAAACUCCUCUCCACCACCUUCUCCUUCUCUUUCACCUCCUCCUCCCGUUGUCUCAUCACCCCCUCCAGUAGAUGACUUUGUUUUGCCACCAAACUUCGGCUCCCAAUACUCAUCUCCACCUCCACCAAUGUUCCCGGGCUAUUAAGCAUUAUGACAUCAGACCCUUCAAAAAGCAACUGUUUUUAAUUUUUUUUAAAUAUAAAUUAUACAAUCUCACAUAAAUGCACCCACUAUUGUUAGUCGAUCAUAGCUUGUACUUCAUGACAUCAAUCAAAGUGUA
Messenger RNA from Prunus avium (sweet cherry), 2607 nucleotides. The record is from RefSeq and is a predicted model, not a curated record. NCBI's taxonomy places the organism in Eukaryota, Viridiplantae, Streptophyta, Magnoliopsida, Rosales, Rosaceae.